AUUCCAGAGUGGAAUUUUUCCAGAGGUGGAUCCACGAGCACCAGCUCUCUGCCGCUGCCUCCAGCCCUGGACCAGCCCUCACACGCACGCAGCCUCCACCCACCACCUCCCAGCACCUUUUUCCAAGGCACGUCAAAACCAAUUCGCGCCCUGGUCGAAACCCACCAAUUGCGAUUUUUUGACUCAGCAAGCCAGAAAAGAUCAAACGUCGCCAAAAUGGUCAAGAAGAGAAAGAACAACGGACGCAACAAGAAGGGCCGCGGCCACGUCAAGCCCAUCCGCUGUAGCAACUGCUCGCGAUGCACGCCCAAGGAUAAGGCGAUCAAGCGCUUCACCAUCCGCAACAUGGUCGAGUCUGCUGCCAUCCGUGACAUCUCCGAUGCCUCCGUCUUCGCGGAGUACACCGUACCCAAGAUGUACCUGAAGCUGCAGUACUGUGUCUCUUGCGCCAUUCACGGCAAGAUUGUCCGUGUCCGUUCCGUCGUGGGCCGCCGCAACCGCGCUCCCCCUCCCCGCGUCCGCUACAACAAGGAUGGCAAGAAGAUCGUCCCCAACACCCCCAAGGCCUAAAGAGUUUCUUCUCUACUCGGGUUCUCGGUGUUUCAGGUGUUUGCAAUGACGAGCAGUGGAUGAAAAAGUUCUCCUUUCAGGCAUGGUUUGGGAACCGGAUUGGGCUUUAUGAUGACGUUCAUCAAUGGAAAUCGGGCCAUGGCCCUAGGCUAGCAAAGGAAAUGCUUCAUGACACUGUUCUCUCG
This is a messenger RNA of Colletotrichum phormii, 755 nucleotides long. RefSeq names its product ribosomal protein S26e. The coding region runs from base 217 to 570 and encodes 117 amino acids. Gene Ontology annotation, cellular component: cytosolic small ribosomal subunit; ribosome. The transcript has 5 exons. The record is from RefSeq and is a predicted model, not a curated record. Lineage: Eukaryota; Fungi; Ascomycota; Sordariomycetes; Glomerellales; Glomerellaceae. Gene Ontology annotation, molecular function: mRNA binding; structural constituent of ribosome. Gene Ontology annotation, biological process: translation.